CUUCAGCCGAAAGUUAUUCUUUUGUAGAUAAAAUAUCAAUACACGAUGGCGCAGAGUAAGCUGAAUGAUUUGGCCGGAAAAUUCGGCAAAGGAGGUCCUCCUGGACUAACGACGGGUCUAAAGGUGCUCGCUGCCGUCGGGGCCGUGGCCUAUGGCGUUAAAAACUCAAUGUACACGGUUGAGGGUGGUCACCGUGCAAUCAUAUUCAACCGUAUCGGUGGAGUCGGAGACGAUGUAUUCGCAGAAGGAUUGCACUUCCGUAUGCCCUGGUUCCAGUAUCCAAUCAUCUACGAUAUUCGCUCUCGACCACGUAAAAUUUCAUCACCUACCGGCUCGAAAGAUCUGCAAAUGGUUAACAUUUCGCUGCGGGUACUGUCCCGUCCUGAUGCUCGUAAGCUUCCCGUCAUGUACCGUCAGCUAGGUCAGGAUUACGACGAAAAGGUUCUUCCCUCGAUUUGUAACGAAGUGCUGAAAAGCGUGGUGGCAAAAUUCAACGCCUCACAGCUUAUUACCCAGCGACAGCAGGUGUCACUGCUCAUUCGCCGGGAGCUCGUUGAACGGGCGGCCGAUUUCAACAUCAUUCUUGACGAUGUGUCGCUAACAGAACUGAGCUUCGGGCGGGAGUACACGGCGGCAGUCGAAAGCAAACAGGUGGCGCAGCAGGAAGCUCAACAGGCCGCUUUCCUGGUGGAACGUGCGAAACAGGAACGACAGCAGAAGAUCGUUCAGGCUGAGGGUGAAGCGGAAGCUGCAAAAAUGUUGGGUCUCGCUGUGGCCGAAAAUCCCGGUUACCUGAAGCUACGAAAGAUUCGUGCUGCACAAAACAUCGCCAGGACGAUCGCUAACUCCCAGAACCGAGUCUACCUCUCCGCCAACAGUCUGAUGCUGAACAUCCAGGACGAUACCUUCGACGAUAUGUCGAAGAAAGUUUCAAGAAAAUAAGCACGUUCGCCAAGUGCAUUAAGAACCUUUUGCCUAAAACUGUUAAGAACAUAUACCCCCCCAGACAGAACAAUAGUAGUAAAUCAUUAAGAACGUUAAUGCCAUUGCUAAAGUGAAACAAACAAAACAUUGCAAAGUGGCGAAUCGAAUCAGGAAAAUAUGCGAGUCGGCUCUUCCUCCUCCUCCAGCGACGUUCGGUGAUCGGGCCCCGGCCGGUUAAACAAAUCGCUAGAUGGAUUAUGUGCGGCGAUUUCGUUGGGAUCUUGAUUGCAACACGGCGGCGAGUACUGGCGACGAGUUUGAGUUUCCGGCGAGUUUCUUUCUCACUGCCACUGUGUCACUGUCGUUUUGUUCUCGGUUUCCAUCCCUCUGGUGCGAUAUUGCGUCAAACGCUGGUCGAUACUAUUCCAAAGUGAAAUCGCGUCAUGGAAUUGUGGGAGGAAACUCGUAAUGUGGCCAGUUCGAUUCGGGAUUCGUCGGUACACAAUGGUAAACCGAACCGAGUGAAUGAAGAAAAUCAACUUUACACGGGGGUCUUCGAAAUGGUUUACGAUCAAAAGUAGCGUUUCGCACGCAGUUUGCAUUUUUGUUUAGCUUAGUCAUUAAGAUGCAUUUUGUGAGCCAAUAAAGUAGCGAGGAUCGCGCAUAGGGAGAUCCAUUCGCCCUCACGGUGGUAGUGUAUAGGAA
Anopheles nili is the source of this 1629-nucleotide messenger RNA. RefSeq names its product prohibitin-2 (gene Phb2). NCBI's taxonomy places the organism in Eukaryota, Metazoa, Arthropoda, Insecta, Diptera, Culicidae. The transcript is spliced from 5 exons. Gene Ontology annotation, biological process: mitochondrion organization. The coding region runs from base 46 to 942 and encodes 298 amino acids. The record is from RefSeq and is a predicted model, not a curated record. Gene Ontology annotation, cellular component: membrane; mitochondrion.